Messenger RNA from Enterobius vermicularis (human pinworm), 594 nucleotides. The record is from the annotation of a GenBank genome assembly. NCBI's taxonomy places the organism in Eukaryota, Metazoa, Nematoda, Chromadorea, Rhabditida, Oxyuridae.
AUGUCAGCGGGGCAGAAAGGAGAGGUGAAUUCGAAGGUAAAGUUGGAAGCUGCACCUUCAGAUGAUGCGGUGGAAGGAAAUCCAAAAGCGUUUUUUCGGUUGAAAGAUGAGGAGUUGGAUUCUGAGAAUGUAGACGAGGAGGAACAGGAACAAGAGCAGGAAGACGAACACGUGGAAGAUGAAGGUGAAGAAGUGUCAAAUCAAGAUCAGUUUGAAAAGGAUUCUUACAAACGCUUUGAAAUGUUGUUGAAGAAAACAGAAAACUUUUCGCACUGUCUCAGUGCCGGAGAUAUCGCCGCUAUGGCUCCGAGCUCUCCUGGGAAACGCGGGAGGCAGCGUCAGCAUUCUAGGCCAUCGGGGUCGGGUACUGAUGGAGAUCAUAGGCACCGAAAGACAGAGAAGGAAGAAGAUGAAGAAUUGAUACGGCUGGCGAAAAGGAAUGAAACUCUUAUUCGGUUUGAGAAGACCCCAUUUUUUGUCGAGAAUGGGGAAAUGCGUGACUACCAAAUUCGUGGAUUGAAUUGGUUGAUUUCGUUGGAACAUAACGGUAUCAACGGCAUAUUGGCUGACGAGAUGGUUAGUAUUCGCCCUUGA